Molecule: messenger RNA, 2015 nt
Organism: Ictalurus furcatus (blue catfish)
Lineage: Eukaryota; Metazoa; Chordata; Actinopteri; Siluriformes; Ictaluridae
Gene: arsh
Product: arylsulfatase H
Exons: 11
Coding region: 16-1878 (620 amino acids)
Molecular function (GO): arylsulfatase activity
Source: RefSeq, a predicted model, not a curated record
CACUCCAGAGACAACAUGAAGCCGUUUGGGAUUCAACCCGAGAGAGUUGGGAAACGCGCAAGAGAACGGUAUUCUGAUCCUGAACUAUUUGACAGGUUCCUGUUUGGUUCUCUGAAACAGCACCGUGGAGCAAAAGGGGAGAAGCGGGUUGCUCCUCUGAUGGCUCACAUAAGCCUGAGGCAUUUGCUCGGAUUGUUUAUCCUAACCGUCGGUGUAAGUCGGUGUGUUACAAACGCUGAAGAUGCCACCCAACCCAACUUCAUACUCAUGAUGGUUGAUGAUCUGGGGAUCGGGGACGUUGGUUGCUAUGGUAACGAUACGAUCAGAACCCCGAACAUCGACAGGUUAGCGAAGGAAGGAGUGAAACUGACUCAGCACGUUGCCGCUGCUCCUCUCUGUACACCGAGCAGAGCUGCGUUCAUGACGGGACGUCACGCUUUGCGUUCAGGUCUCGGAAGUACUGGAAGAGUGCAGGUGAUCCUAUUCCUCGGUGCUUCAGGAGGACUUCCUCCCAAUGAAACCACGUUUGCCAGAGUCCUACAAAAGCAGGGUUACACCACAGGAAUUGUGGGAAAGUGGCACUUGGGAGUGAGCUGUAAGAGCAGGAACGAUCACUGCCACCAUCCCAACAGCCAUGGUUUCGACUACUUUUAUGGUCUUCCUUUCACCCUGUUUAAUGACUGCAAACCUGGAAACGGCACUGAUGUGCUCGGCGACCUUCAGGAGCUGCUGGGGCACAUUUUCAUGCUAUUAGCGCUGGCAGUGUUGACGCUAAUCAUGGCUAAAAUCUCUGGACUUCUGGAAAUUGGCUCCAGAAUGCUCAUGUUCCUUGUCGUUGUUUGUGUUCUUGGCUUUUUGACUUGGUACAUUCCGUUUGCGUUCUUACGAACCUGGAAUUGCAUCAUCAUGAGGAAUCAGGAUGUAGUGGAACAACCAUUGAAUCUGGACACGCUAGCCGAAAAGCUAAUGAACGAGGCGGAGCAGUUUGUUGAGAGGAACCAGAACAGACCCUUUUUGCUGUUUCUGUCUCUGCCUCACGUCCACACGCCACUUCUCAUCUCCAAACAGUUUGCAGGAAAAAGCAAACAUGGCCUUUACGGAGACAUCGUGGAGGAAGUGGACUGGAUGAUUGGCAGAAUGGUGAAGAUUGUCGAGAAGCUGAAUCUUUCUGAAAGGACUCUGAUGUACUUCACGUCUGAUCACGGAGGAGACAUCUGGAUAUCUGACUCGGAGGGUCAUAAAGGAGGCUGGAAUGGAAUUUAUCGAGGUGGUAAAAACAUGGCUGGCUGGGAAGGUGGCAUUCGUGUUCCUGGAAUAUUCCGCUGGACAAAUCAUCUUCCAGCUGGAAAAAUCGUUAAUGAGCCAACCAGUUUAAUGGACAUUUUUCCUACCGUAGUGAACCUCGCAGGAGGACAGCUACCUAAUGACAGGAUUCUGGAUGGUCAUGACCUGCUGCCGCUGUUGGAGGGAAAAACAAAGCGUUCGCAACACGAGUUCAUGUUCCACUACUGUGGUGUUCAUUUGAACGCGGUCCGCUGGCAUCCUCCUGACAGCGACUCAGUUUUCAAAGUGCACUUCUUCACUGUGAAUUGCAACAGCACACAAAUGUGCUUGUGUCACGGUGACAUCAUCACACACCACGACCCGCCACUUGUCUUCGAUGUGACCUCUGACCCCUCGGAGGCAGUGCCCUUGACGGUGGAGACAGAGGCACGUCACGGCGAGGUGCUGCAGCGGGUUCGAGAUGCCGUGCAGGAACACCAGCAGACAUUGACGCUCCCUGAGAACCAGCUGUCGUGGCCGAACGUGCUGUGGAAACCAUGGUUACAGCCAUGCUGCGGCAUUUUCCCUUUCUGCUCCUGCUCAGAGACUUCGUGAUCGCAGGCGCAGUUUUGGACGGAGGAAACUUUCUUAGCUCUGUUGGAGCCUAACAUGACCCAUUUAACCUUUUAAUAAACGCAAAUUGUUUAAUGUGCUCAGUCCAGUUUCUCUAAUAAACAGGUCCUUGAGAGUAA